UCUCUUUUCCUGGGGUAGGGCAGUGCUGGCCUCUGUUGCAACUGCUUGCAAACUGCCAGGCUUGUGGCCCCACUUUGGACGGGCUCUGGCCAAGAGCACGCUGGAGGGGGCGGAUUCAGAAGAUGUAAGGGCAGGGUGUGUGUGCGCAAUUUUAACAAGGUUUGCAUGCUGGUCCUCUGCGAGAUAUGCCACUGCCACCAGGACCACGCUGUGGUGAGGACUCUGGUGGUGACCUACAUGGAUACCAUCAAGAAGGGAGAAGUUCCUUGCUUGGAGAAGCAGUGUUGGUGACAACACUGGCCCAGCGUGAGAACUCAGUGGCCGUGCAGAAGGCAGCCGACCACUACAGCGAGCAGAUGGCCCAGCGAGUGAGGUUCCCCACAGACACGCUCCAGGAGCUGCUGGAUGUGCAUGCGGACUGUGAGAGGGAAGCCAUUGCAGUCUUCAUGGAGCAUUCCUUCAAGGAUGACAAGCGGGAGUUACAGAAGACUUGUGGUGCUUUGUCUUAGCAUUGGUUCUUCCUGAUUCUUGCUCUUCUAACAUGAUGCCCAGAGUUCUACAUAUUCAGUCCAUAGCUCAUGUCUUAUUUGUGUUAAGUAGUAUGGACUCUCAUAGACAGAAUUCUAGAGGACUCUACUUCCAUCUUUUUUCUCAAAGCUUGGGAAACUUAUUAGGAUUUUCCAGAUCUCUCAAGCAGAAUCGGCAUUGAUUUCACCUUUAGUGAACAGUGGCAUGGUUCCAGAACUCGCUCAAGUCACUCUUGUGCUGGAGGCUCUUUAGGUAUACUCACUCCUAUUCCCAGAUAUUAAUUCCCUGGACACACUCACUUAGCAAGUUAUCCUUUAUGUUUACUUUUGUUUUAGUUGUGUCAUUAUACUAUUGAAGAUAGAAUCACAGGAUGCUACAACCUCUAGGAACUACAGAGAAUAGAUCAUGCAAUUUCAACACUUUACAGAUGAAAAAUUUGACACCCAAGAGGUUUAGAAGCUUUAGCAAGACUUGCAGAGAGAAUUUUUGGAGUUGGAAGUAAAACUCCUGGUUCUAGCUGCCUUGAUUAUGUUGCUUCACUAGAAUGCUUUUCUUGAGAGGACCACAGUUAGACCAGCCAUUUAGUAGAUUCUUUGGAAUUUGAUCUCCUCUGUUCCUUUCUUCUGGUGACAUCCCUGUAUAUUUCCUUGAAUGAAAUCAUAAAGGAUAAGCAGGAGGCUUUUUUUGGUUGCAGAACAAAGAGGCAUCUGUUGAAUGCUGCCAAACUUAACUUGAUCAGCUUUCGAAGGCCCUAAUAGCAAGUAUUUCAGCAGGAACUUUCUCUGUUCCUGGAGGGCACAAGCUCUUACAGGGAAGCAAAAGAAAAGUAGUGAAUGGAACUAUUUGCAAGUGCCCAGGAAAGGAGUGAAGGUGAGAAAUACAAGGAGCAUGGGAAGCCAACAGAAGACACUCAAGGGGCCUCCAGAAAAAUCUGAGAGCACAGCACCAGCUGUGAGUGAUAAGAUGGCAUGGGGAUAUCAGGGCAGAUUUAGCUUUUCAGGUCGACUAUGUGUUAUAUACUCCUUAGGAGAGUGGAAAUGCCCAUUCCCAAAAAAAGGAGUUUGGAUUUCUGAAAUCCACGUGAGACAGAGCAGAAAUUAUUUAUCUCUUCAUCCAACAGUAUGACCGUCCUUGUGCCAAGUGCUGAGGAUUUAUGAUGUAAAGUUAGAAUCUUUGCACUCAAGGCUGAUCAAAGUGAGAGAGUCAUACAAAUAGACAAUUGCACAGAGAGCGAGAACACUUAUGAACCUAUGAUCCUGGGCUGCAACGCUGGUAGUAAUAAAAUAAUAAACCAUAUACUGAACUAUUA
This is a messenger RNA of Hyaena hyaena (striped hyena), 1837 nucleotides long. Its product is annotated as guanylate-binding protein 4-like. The record is from RefSeq and is a predicted model, not a curated record. The transcript is spliced from 3 exons. Bases 186 to 509 code for a protein of 107 amino acids. Lineage: Eukaryota; Metazoa; Chordata; Mammalia; Carnivora; Hyaenidae. Gene Ontology annotation, biological process: defense response to protozoan; defense response to Gram-positive bacterium. Gene Ontology annotation, molecular function: GTPase activity; GTP binding.